AGGAAGUUAACAGUGCUAAUAUCAGAAACAGAAUUAAGGGUGCAAGUGUGUGGAUGCGUGUGAGUGUUUGAGGCAAUGGGAGGGGGGGGAUAUGCAGCCCCCUCCUGGUUGGCGCGGUCUCGCACGCAGCAGCAUCACUCCGAGGCGCAGCAGCAGCAGCAGCAGCAGCAGCAGCAGGAGCAGGAGCACAGACGCUGUCUUUGGAAUACCGGGAAUGUUCCGUCAUCACCUGUAGCUGCUGCACGGCGCUUCCCGACACACGCAUGCGCGCACCGACGCUUCCCCUGCUCCCUGCACAGAAAGGAUGGCACGCGCCGAGCGACAGCCGCCGCCGAAUCACCAGCACCGAGCAGCGCUCCGUCCCCGUCCAGGCGGCACGGCCCGGAUGAGCUGAUCCCGCGGGAAGCAAGAGGUAGAGGGAGGGCCGGGAUGAGGAGGGGGGCGCGGGGGGCGCGGAAGGAGAUCCCACGGGAAGGAGAGACGUACGGACAGACCGACCCACUCUUGGGGAAGGAAGCAAAGCAACGCACGUGAGGCGCAAGGUGCCAAUCGGGACUCAUUUGGAGGAUAUUUUUUGAUCCCUCUCGCAAACAGCGUCGCCGAGUGAGCCCGGUGUUGGUGUGAAGUGCACGAGAGGUCGCUAAUCCGCUGUCCCGUCUCCUCGCCAGAGUGACCAAAUGAAUCCCAUGACUCAGCUCUACUACAAGAAGGCGACGUACUCGCCCUACCGCGACCGCAUCCCGCUGCAGAUCGUGCGGGCCGAGGUGGAGCUGUCGGCGGAGGAGCGCGCCUACCUCACGGCGGUGGAGAAGGGCGACUACGCGGGCGUCAAACAUGCGCUCCGCGAGGCGGAGGUCUACUACAACAUGGACGUCAACUGCCUGGACCCGCUGGGCCGCAGCGCGCUGCUCAUCGCCAUCGAGAAUGAGAACCUGGAGAUCAUGGAGCUGCUUCUCGACCACGGCAUUCACACCGGCGACGCCCUGCUCUACGCCAUCAGGAAGGAGGUGGUGGGCGCCGUGGAGCUGCUGCUGUCGCACCGCCGGCCGAGCGGCGAGAAACAGGUGCCCUCGCUGAUGAUGGACAGCCAAUUUUCAGAGUUCACCCCCGAUAUCACGCCCAUCAUGCUGGCUGCUCACACCAACAACUACGAGAUCAUCAAGCUGCUGGUGCAGAGGAAGGUCACCAUUCCCAGACCGCAUCAGAUCCGUUGCGACUGUGUGGAGUGUGUCUCCAGUUCAGAGGUGGACAGCCUCCGGCACUCGCGCUCUCGACUCAACAUCUACAAGGCUUUGGCCUCGCCCUCACUCAUCGCGCUGUCCAGCGAGGAUCCGAUUCUGACCGCCUUCAGACUUGGCUGGGAACUCAAAGAGCUCAGCAAGGUGGAGAACGAAUUCCGCCAGGAGUACGAGGAGUUGUCGCAGCAGUGCAAACGUUUCGCCAAAGAUCUUCUGGACCAGGCCAGGAGUUCCAGAGAGCUGGAGACCAUCCUGAACCACCGUGACAACGAUCAGAGCGAGGAGCUCGACCCCCGACAGUGCCAUGACUUGGCCAAGCUCAAACUGGCCAUCAAAUACCACCAAAAAGAGUUUGUGGCGCAGCCCAACUGCCAGCAACUGUUGGCGACGCUGUGGUACGACGGCUUCCCGGGCUGGAGGCGGCGUCACUGGGUGGUCAAGCUGGUCACCUGCUUCAUCAUCGGGCUCCUGUUCCCCGUCUUCUCAUUGAUCUACCUGUUGGCACCCAAAGGCGCGCUGGGACGCUUCAUCAAGAAGCCCUUCAUCAAAUUCAUCUGUCACACGGCGUCCUACCUGACCUUCCUCUUCCUGCUCCUGCUGGCCUCGCAGCACAUCGCCCGCACCAACCUGCACAUGCAGGGGCCGCCGCCCACCAUCGUGGAGUGGAUGAUUCUGCCGUGGGUGCUGGGAUUCAUCUGGGCAGAGAUAAAGGAGAUGUGGGAUGGGGGGUUCACAGAGUACAUCCACGACUGGUGGAACCUAAUGGACUUCGCCAUGAACUCCCUCUACCUGGCCACCAUAUCACUAAAGAUCGUGGCCUACGUUAAGUACAACUCAUCUCGACCCCGGGAGGAGUGGGAGAUGUGGCACCCGACGCUCAUCGCCGAGGCUCUCUUCGCCAUCGCCAACAUCUUCAGCUCGCUGCGACUCAUCUCGCUCUUCACCGCCAACUCGCACCUCGGGCCCCUGCAGAUCUCGCUGGGGAGGAUGCUGUUGGACAUCCUCAAGUUCCUCUUCAUCUACUGCCUGGUGCUGCUGGCCUUCGCCAACGGCCUGAACCAGCUCUACUUCUACUACGAGACCACGGCCUCGGAGGAGCCCAACAACUGCAAGGGCAUCCGCUGCGAACGGCAGAACAACGCCUUCUCAACGCUCUUUGAGACUCUGCAGUCGCUCUUUUGGUCGAUAUUCGGACUGCUGAACCUCUACGUCACCAACGUGAAGGCCCGCCACGAGUUCACCGAGUUCAUGGGAGCCACCAUGUUCGGGACGUACAACGUCAUCUCGCUGGUGGUUCUCCUCAACAUGCUCAUCGCCAUGAUGAACAACUCGUACCAGCUCAUCGCCGACCACGCCGACAUCGAGUGGAAGUUUGCCCGCACCAAGCUGUGGAUGAGCUACUUUGACGAAGGCGGAACGCUGCCGCCUCCGUUCAACAUCGUUCCCAGCCCCAAGUCCGUCUGGUACCUGCUCAUGUGGCUCCACAACAAGCUGUGCGGCCGCGGCCAGCCGCCCGGGGAGGACCCGCGCAAGUGCGAGAACCUGCGAGAGUUCACGGAGCGUCACGCUGACAGUCUGAUCCAGAACCAGCAUUACCAGGAAGUGAUACGAAAUCUGGUGAAGAGAUACGUGGCCGCCAUGAUCCGCAGCGCCAAGACGGACGAGGGCCUGACGGAGGAGAACUUCAAGGAGCUCAAGCAGGACAUCUCCAGUUUCCGCUACGAGGUCCUGGACCUCCUGGGCAACCGGCGUCCUCCUCGCCGCCACUACUCCUCCUCCAGCGACAUGGCGGCGCGAGACGACGGCGGCGGCGGCGGCGUGGCCUCGGAGGACGACAGCGAGCCGGGCGACACCGGACAAAGGUCAAAGGGCGUGACCUUCACCGUGCCGCUGGAGAAGGAAGACCGCCGGCCGGGGCCCGCGCUCGGCGUCUCCGCCUUGGUGCGCUCCAUUUCCGGGAUGAGCCGGGUGGAGCACGAAAGCGAGGUGGGGCAGGAGGAAGGCCUGGUCUGGGGGGAGGAGCUGGAAGAGAAACCAAAGAGCAAUGGGCUGAAGGCGACGGCGGUCCCGCCUUCUGCCGCCGGCGCCCUCCCCUCGCCGUCGUCGUUCUCCUCGUCGCUCUCCACCUCGCUGGCCCGCACCAAGAGCCGCCUGCAGCGUCUGUCGGCGCCGGCGGCCAAGACGGACUCCUUCAAGCGCCUCUCCUUCCUCUUUUCCCGCUCCAAGCGCUCGCCGCUGCCCCUCCAAUCCCCGCCCUCUUACACCAUCUCCGACGGGCUGCUCCUCCCGCGGGGCGGCCACUCGGACUCGGGACUGGACCGCGCGAGCAGAAGCGAGACCCGCCUGAACGAGGUGGGCCGCUCCGUGGACGCCAACAGCUCCUCUUUCUCGCCACGGAGAACAAACGGUCGCGACGUGCUCCUGACGCUGCCCCCGCCCCCACCUUGUCCCUGCCAGUCGCUGCACUGCGCGUCCAACAUGUCCGAGUCCAGCUCGCGCCUCUUGGACUCCAGCGAGGACAUUUUCCAAGGCGGCGGCGGCGGCGGCGUGGAGGAGGCGGCGGGUGGCGGCGGGGUGAUGAUGAUGAUGGGCGGGUGGGUAGGACCCUGCGAUGAUGUCAUCGAGGACAGCUGCGAGGUCAUUGAGGACUCAGUCAGCACGCAACUCUAGAACCACGUUGGGCUGGCCUGACUUUUUUUCUUUGUUCCCAGCGCGUUGCACAGGGAUGGAGCCCGAGAGCCGAGGCUGCGUUUCCACUGCGGGUCGCGGUGCCCUCUCCCCGUUUAAUGCCCAAAUCCCACCUUUCUAUUUACCAGUGACCCAUAUCCCAGAUCACUGUGUUGACAUUGACUGAACACACGAAGCGACCCGCAUGCGCACACUCUCGACGUGCACGUUAACACCAACACAAAGCGUCGAUGUCACGCCUCAAAUGUACAGCCCGUAGUAUCCCGUCUCUAUACAGCCCGAACGUCCACCAUAUUUAACGAUCGCUGCUUUUCCUGUCGUUUACAGCGGGUGCGCAUUCUUGGAUGACGGUCGAUCCAAUCUUUUGUUGGCAUUGACAGAUAUCACAGAAGCCUGAGUCCGAUCUGAUGAUAUCGGAUCCCACGCAUCUUUUUUUUUUUCUCUCUCUCUCUCUCUCUCUUUCCUGCCACCGGAAACCAAAACGGUCGUAAUUCUGUCACUAGAACCGUGAUGUGUGAAUCCAGCCUUUGUGAGUCGUCGCCAUUUUGCCAUGGGGGGGGGCAGCUGUGGUUGUCAUCCAUGACCGGCGAGGGCGAUGGCGUUUCUUCAAAGACGCAGCUGAGAGGGUCCGGGUUCAAGCAUGUUCUCCCCAAGCUUGCAGUUUUUUUUUUCAGGUAUUCCAGCAUCGGCAUGUGAGCUUCAUUGAAGACUCAUGCGUCGAAUGUAGGUACGAAUGCCCAGUCCAGGGCGUCGAGUACUUCUCAACUGAAGUCCAAUGGAAAAGGGACGGAUGGUUGGUCUUGUUUGAAAGGAAGGCCUUUUGAUUUUCCCCAAGACGUGGCUGACUUGGUGACGUCUCACCAACUUCCUCCAUUGACGUAUUCGUGCACGUGCUCGCCAAAAAAGCGCUA
Hippocampus comes (tiger tail seahorse) is the source of this 4837-nucleotide messenger RNA. RefSeq names its product transient receptor potential cation channel, subfamily C, member 5a (gene trpc5a). Gene Ontology annotation, cellular component: plasma membrane; cation channel complex. Lineage: Eukaryota; Metazoa; Chordata; Actinopteri; Syngnathiformes; Syngnathidae. The transcript has 17 exons. Gene Ontology annotation, molecular function: protein binding; store-operated calcium channel activity; inositol 1,4,5 trisphosphate binding. The record is from RefSeq and is a predicted model, not a curated record. The coding region runs from base 678 to 3908 and encodes 1076 amino acids. Gene Ontology annotation, biological process: calcium ion transmembrane transport; regulation of cytosolic calcium ion concentration.